Messenger RNA from Rosa rugosa (rugosa rose), 3703 nucleotides. Its product is annotated as deoxyribodipyrimidine photo-lyase-like. The coding region runs from base 105 to 1553 and encodes 482 amino acids. Lineage: Eukaryota; Viridiplantae; Streptophyta; Magnoliopsida; Rosales; Rosaceae. The record is from RefSeq and is a predicted model, not a curated record. The transcript has 16 exons. Gene Ontology annotation, biological process: photoreactive repair. Gene Ontology annotation, molecular function: deoxyribodipyrimidine photo-lyase activity.
AGAAUCACUCCUCUCUCUCUCAACCUACACCCACCCUGGCCCACAUUCUCAGUACACCGCCGGCGCAAAUUAGCCACCGCAUUCCGCUUCCCUUCUACUCCUCCAUGGCCGCAAACACCGCCUCCGUCCAACCGGGUCGGUUUCGGGUCCUAAAGCAAGGGCCUAAACGGGUCGACCCGAAUCCGGGUCCCGUGGUUUAUUGGAUGUUCAGAGACCAACGGGUCAAAGACAACUGGGCGUUGAUCCACGCCGUUGAAGAGGCCAACAAGGCCCAUGUCCCGGUCGCCGUGGCCUUCAAUUUGUUCGAUCAAUUUCUUGGCGCCAAAGCCCGCCAUUUAGGGUUUAUGCUGAGAGGCUUGCGACAAUUGCAUCCUGAUCUUGAAGAAUCGCAUCAGAUUCCAUUUUUUCUUGUCCGGGGAGAAGCGGAGGAGACUAUACCCACUUUUGUGAGGGAAUGUGGGGCUUCACUAUUAGUAACAGAUUUUUCACCUUUAAGGGAGGUUCAGAAAUGUAAAGAGGAAAUAUGCAAGAGAGUUAGUGAUUUUGUGACCGUACAUGAAGUUGAUGCCCACAAUGUGGUGCCUGUUUGGGUGGCAUCGGAGAAGUUGGAGUAUAGUGCUAGGACUAUAAGGAGUAAGAUAAAUAAAAGGCUGCCCGAGUACCUUAUUGAAUUUCCUAUGUUGCAGCCACCGAUUGCAAAAUGGGUGGGCACAAGUCCCGCGAUUGAUUGGGAUGGUCUUAUUGAUGAAGUUUUAAGGAAAGGAGAAGAAGUUCCUGAAGUUGACUGGUGCGAACCAGGAGAAAAGGCAGCAAUAGAAGUUUUGAUGGGUAGGAAAAAUGGAUUCUUGACAAAAAGGCUGAAGGGUUAUUCAUCGGACCGGAAUAACCCUUUGAAACCAAGAGGGGUGUCUGGUCUUUCUCCAUAUUUGCAUUUUGGGCAAAUAUCUGCUCAGAGGUGUGCCUUGGAGGCACGCAGUGUCCGAAAACUCAGUCCCCUGGCAGUGGAUGCAUUUUUAGAGGAGUUGAUUGUGCGCAGAGAACUUGCUGACAACUACUGCUUUUACCAGCCUCAAUAUGAUUCAUUGCAAGGGGCAUGGGAAUGGGCACGUAAGACCUUAAUGGACCAUGCUUCGGAUAAGCGAGAACAUAUUUACACGAGGGAGCUAUUGGAGAAGGCACAAACUGCUGAUCCUCUCUGGAAUGCCUCCCAAUGUGAGAUGGUUCAUUACGGGAAGAUGCAUGGUUUUAUGCGGAUGUAUUGGGCAAAAAAGAUCCUUGAGUGGACAAGAGGACCCGAAGAAGCCCUUGAAAUAUCCAUAUAUUUAAAUAACAAGUAUGAAAUAGAUGGAAGGGAUCCCAAUGGAUAUGUUGGUUGCAUGUGGUCAAUAUGUGGUGUUCACGACCAGGGUUGGAAGGAACGACCAAUUUUUGGGAAAAUACGUUACAUGAACUAUGCAGGCUGCAAAAGGAAAUUUGACGUGGAUGGAUACAUUGCCUAUGUGCAGAGGCUUGGUGCAACCAAGAAGAGAAAAGCGGAAACUCUUACUCAGUGAAUACGUCAAGGAACUCUGCAGUUGGUACUUGGGGAUCUUCAAGUGAAUAUAGUAUGCAGAAUCAUUGAUUAUUGCACUGAAUUCCUCUGAAGAUAAAGAUUUGGAGGUCUUUCUGACACAUGAUGUAGUGUGUCACCGGCAACUAUCUGAGUCGAGCCCCGUUCUAUUCCGAUUUAAAUUCUCAAGUCAGAAGACAUAGAUGUCAUGUUCUUUCCCCUAACUUGCAACCUUGUGGCUGCUCAUGAAGUCCUAGAUCUGUAAUUUUUCUUUGAUUCUCUGAAAUGAUAAUAGGAGUCAAGUUCUCAAGUGGCAGAGCAAGUAGGAAAUCAAAUUAAAAUUGAUUUCAAUCUCUAUCUCCAAUGUCAGAGACUCACAUAGAAUCCAUAGAUGAUGUGGAUCGAGGAUGUUUGAUUGUAUAUGAAUUCUUCGUUUUCGUGGAGAUGAUGAAAAUAAAUUGUAUGGAAGAUUUCUUUAACCAAAUCUAAAAUUACCACAUCAGAGUUGAAUCAAACACAAGCAAUGGUGGCUGGAACAUCUGCAUUUUAUGUCAUAAAGCAUUAAGGCGUCGAACCUGACGACGUUUAAGACUGAGAAAUAUCUGGGCUAUAGCUUCCGGCGACGAUGCAGCGACAUUUGAAGAUAAUGUGGGCAAUAUGGAAUCUUAUUCUCUAUAAGCCUAUAUACUAAAGCUGUUCAUUACUGUUCACAAAGUGGGGUGACGCUUUUGCCGUUUCUACUUUCCUCAAUUACAGUUUGCCAUUCUUCUAUAACCUUCUGAUCUACACAUUCCUUGAGAACAGAGAGAGAGAGUGAUCUGGGUAGAAGAAGAAGAAGGGAUUUCGAAUCGCAAACAAAUCUUCUGCAUAACUCCUUCCAUAAAUCGCUUCCGGGGUUGAAGAUGGAACAGUUCCAUUGCAUGAUGUUGAAGUGAGUAGCGGUAAUUUUUUAGUUUGCAGAGAAUCCAUUGAAAAUAGCCGACGAAGCCAACAGAGAUGGAAUUGGUAGGCUAUCUUUGGUUGCUGCAUAUGCAACUCAAUCAUCUGCAACUGUGGUUCAGGCAGGCACAAAAGAGCUCACCUUUAAGGCUGUUAAUGGGUGGCUAUGGAUUGUAUCUUGGAUACUGAAAAUGAUAUUCCGAUUAUGUGGAGGAGAAGGCCAAGGUGAAAGACUUGCACCCCGAGCUUCUAGCUGGGAUGUUUUUUUUUUGCUGGAGCAACUGUUGGAGUAACAGUUCUUCUGACUUCUCACAAACCCAAUCUAGGAAGCAGCUUCAUGUCAAUGAUUUCUAUCAAUCUCUAUUGCUCCACUGUGGUAGACGAAGUAACUACAGACAGCGGGGAGGUAUCAACUUGGGAGUAGAUUGAUUAUAGUUUUUACUACUGCAGCAGACUGAUUAUGCAUGGUUAUCAAGAUGGGUGGAGAAAUCAGGGUUGUAAAGAAGGAUGGUCAGGAACUUCAAUGCAAUUGUACUUGGUUCUGGAUACAGCUGCAGAUGGCACUAAACAAUAUUGUCAAGAAGAUUUUGCAAAGCAGUGUAGUGGUGCUGCUUGCACUACAUGGCAACAUGGGUAGAUUGAUUAUGCCCCAGUGGUUACGUAAAAAUGUUCUCAUUGGCAGCGUCUGAGUUGAAUAAGCUGACGUAAGUUCUUAGGGAACUCUUUAAAGGCAGAAAUUCAGCUUGAAUUGCGCAAAAGUUCAGCUAAUGGACGAAGUUUUUUGGAGUCAUCUAAAAUUGCUCUUGAUGGUGGAGGCAAAAAUGGAGAGCCCAAACAGAUCAUUGGUUGUAUGACAGAGCGUGUUGUGGAAACUGGAUCAUUUGGAAUUGUUUUUCAGGUUCGUUGGGUGAUUGUCUUCCCAGCUAUUAUGCUAGUGCGAUUUUGUUUUUGAUAUACAGUGGUGACUGAUGAUCCUUUUCUCUUGGGCAAAAUGCUUGGAAACUGGUGAGACUAUGGCUAUAAAGAAGGUUUUGCAAGACAGAAGAGAAAAGAACAAGGAACGUCAAUUGAUGCGUGUGAUUGAUAUGUUAACACACCCACUUCAGAACUCUCUAAUGCUAUGAAUCAUCAAACAUGAAAGAUUAACAUGCUCCUAGAUUUUACUAAGAUGUAUCAUAUGCUUACAAAGCUGGAAGUCUCAUAAUAAGUUGAUGA